AUGCACGCCUCGUUCGUACGCCGCUUCGCUUCGACCGGCAGAAUCAUGUCCAACGUCUUUUUCGACAUCACCAAGAACGGCGCCCCGCUCGGCCGCAUCACGUUCAAGCUCUACGAUGACGUCGUCCCCAAAACCGCCAAGAACUUCCGCGAGCUGUGCACCGGUGCUCCCGGUUUUGGCUACGAGGGCUCGUCCUUCCACCGCGUUAUCCCGCAGUUCAUGCUGCAGGGUGGUGACUUCACCGCCGGCAACGGCACCGGUGGAAAGUCGAUCUACGGCGCCAAGUUUGCCGACGAGAACUUCAAGCUGGCGCACACCAAGCCCGGCCUGCUCUCGAUGGCCAACGCCGGCCCCAACACCAACGGCUCGCAGUUCUUCAUCACCACCGUCGUCACCUCGUGGCUCGAUGGCAAGCACGUCGUCUUCGGCGAGGUUGUCGACGGCCUCGACAUCGUCAAGGCCAUCGAGGCCGAGGGCACGAGCUCGGGCAAGCCCAAGUCCAAGAUCACCAUCGCCAAGUCUGGUGAGCUUUAG
Sporisorium graminicola is the source of this 534-nucleotide messenger RNA. RefSeq lists its product as uncharacterized. The transcript has a single exon. Gene Ontology annotation, biological process: protein peptidyl-prolyl isomerization; protein folding. Lineage: Eukaryota; Fungi; Basidiomycota; Ustilaginomycetes; Ustilaginales; Ustilaginaceae. The record is from RefSeq and is a predicted model, not a curated record. Gene Ontology annotation, molecular function: peptidyl-prolyl cis-trans isomerase activity. Bases 1 to 534 code for a protein of 177 amino acids.